GUUCACUAUCCUGCAGCGCACUCACACAGCUUGCGCCCGCGGUGUCAGAAGUAAAUAUUUGCAAAGUGCGAUAGAUGGAAUGUGGUGUUGCAGCUGCUCGGGGUGAGAUAAGCGCUAUGUCUAAGCUGGCACACGGUCGUUAUAACCAGGCUUUCUCUUCCCCCAACACCCCUUAAAAACUGUUGGGAGGGGGGUGGGUGUGCGAUUGAGGUCAUUGUCCAACUGAAAAAAAAAGCUGCAUGCUAAUCGGCUCGGUCAAAGCGUCAACUGGAGCGGGUCCAUUCUCGUAGUGAAUGAGCUGGUUAUGGAGGUGCUGUGGCCUCGUGGCCGGUGCAGUAUACCCCAGAGCUGGGGCACUGACUGCAGUCAUCGCCAUUCCUGAAACCCAAUCGCUUCGCAGCAAGAGACCGCCGGCGGGUUUUGCGCCAGAAAGCGAUGAUUUCGAGUCAGUUUUUUCAACCUUGGUGUGUCUACCCCUUUAAGGAAGAGCGUGUCCCAGGGAUUGCUGCUUUCCGACUAACCAAUGAGGGAUGGAGCCUCCAGAAAGUCUUUUCAGUCCUUUCGUACAAUUCGACGCAUGUUAAAAUAAAGUAAGUGUCUCGAAGCACCGCAAGGAGCGUGGGUGCAGAAAGUGCCGACCAUCUUGAUUUUGACUUGCUGGAUCAUAUUUGCUGACCCCGGGAGUCGGUUUGUAUGAACGGACCCUGUGCAGCCUCAGUGUGAGGCGGGGCUGGAGCUGGGAUUAGCACUGGAGACCCGCUUCAUUCAGCGCUCUCUGAAUUCACUGUGGGCCGACAGCGCGGCCUCUUUAAGCCACCCUUCGACUCUUGCCCUGUCAGGAUUUGAGCAGCAUCCUGGAGAGGACGGGUGGGGGGAGGGGGUCAGAGCGAGCGAGCGAGCGAGAGAGAGAAAUUACAAACUGCUUCUGUGACUAUAGUGAACCCGAAUCCCUGAACAGCAAGCGCACACGCCAAACACAAGGAUAACGGCGUUUUAUUUUUAGCGAAGACGACGUUGAACUGUCAUCAUCGUGUUUUUUUUUAUAAACGGUGAGUGUUUGGUGCAGGGGAAACCAAGCAACGCGCCUGUGGGAGAUAAAUAAAUCAGAUUAAAACCGAAAGAGUGCGGUGUUGCAGGUUCCUUCUGAUUGUCAGUGUGCUGUUGGAAAGCGGGGGGCGAAAUCUGUUGGGAGUCAGCCUGGAACGCACUGAGUCUCCCCGCCGCCACCCCAAACACCCUCCCCGAGCGGACGAUUCUGGAUCUAAUCCCCUAGUCAACGGUCUCGCUUGAAAUGCCUGCCUGUUAAUCGUGACUGUUCCAGUCGAACAGAAAACCGCUGGUGACCCAUUAAAACAGAUGCUAUUCCGGGCGCUGCUGACUUCUUCCCGCUCCUUUACUCCGAACUCUUCUUCAGGAAGGGCAAGAAAAGGAUUGAGUCGAUGAAAAUCUCCUGAGAGAAGCCAGAAGUAAAUGUUUACCACCCCCCUCCAAAAAAAGUGCCAAGUGCAUUCUAAAUUCUCACCCACCCCCAUCACUUACACACACAGACACUCUCUCCCUCACACAGACACUCUCUCUCUCUCACACACACAGACACUCUCUCCCUCACACACAUACACCCUCUCUCUUUCACACACGCGCGCACACAGAGAGUCCUGGCUCGCUUCAGUCAGCCGCUAAGUCCUCAAAGCUCAUCCCAUGACGUAAAAGGAAAAAUGAAGAGACUGGUCGAGGGCAAGUGAUUUUCCGAUGCAACUGAACGUCCCAAAUGUGCUGGUGCACUGGGUGAAAGCAGCAGCCUCGAAGGUUCCUGCAGCUUGGGGGUGAGCGAGAGGCAGACUUUCCACAGCCAUCAUUGAAGAGGCAGAGAGACAGGAGAGAGAGCGAGAGGGGGAGCGAGCUGCAUUCUAAAGAUUCACUUACAUUCUUAUCACGUCGGCAUUUUCCUCAGACUCUUCAACAACGAGAGUGAAGGCAGCUCGAGCAUAUCCUCAACUCUUUUCACUUCUUGAACUAAAAUCGGCUACGGACGUUAUUGCAUCUCCAGGAGCUCCCCUACGCCUCAUAGCUGCUGUCCCUCCAGCUGAACAGAGAGAAAAAAAAGAUGUUCUGGAUAACCCUUUUAAGCACAAUAGCUCUAGGAUGGAGUACGUCGAUUCCACUGAUGGAGGACUCCAAAGAGUUAGAUGAAUCUUGCAUGAAUCCAUGCUACUGCGAAGAAAAGGAAAGUUUUUUGCAAAUACACUGUGAAAGUAAAGGUUUUACAAAUCUUAGUCAGAUAACCGAGUCAUGGAGAAGACCGUUUAAACUUUACCUACAAAGAAACUCAAUGAGGAAACUCUAUUCUAACGGGUUUCUGUUUCUAACUAACGCAGUAUCAAUUAACCUUGGAAACAACGCCCUGCAGGACAUUCAGGCAGGUGCCUUUAAUGGCAUGAAACUUCUGAAACGCUUAUAUUUACACGAAAACAAACUAGAGGUUUUUCGAAAUGAUACAUUCUUGGGUUUGGAGAGUUUGGAGUAUCUGCAGGCCGACUACAACGUGCUGAAGAGGAUUGAUGGCGGUGCAUUUAGGAACCUCAAUAAACUUAAAGUGUUGAUAAUCAAUGACAAUCUGAUACCCCUUCUACCGCACAAUCUCUUCAGGGCAGUUUCCUUAACCCACAUCGAUCUGCGUGGUAAUAGGUUAAAGUCAUUGGUUUAUGCGGGGACGCUGGAAUACAUUGGCCGGCGCCUCAUGGAGAUCCAAUUGGAGGAGAACCCAUGGAACUGUACGUGUGACAUUGUGCCAUUGAAGUCUUGGCUAGAAAGCAUACCGUACACGGUUCUUGUCGGGGAUAUUACGUGUGAGACACCAUUCCAUCUCCAUGGCAAGGAUUUGAGGGAGAUCAAGAGAAGUGAAUUGUGCCCGAUUCACUCAAGCGUGGAGGUAGAGGUCAGCUUGGGUAUCCCACAGCUUGCUUCCAGUAACGACAAUGCAUGGCCUACCAAGCCUUCCUCCAUGUCUUUAUCAGUGACAUACACGGCCUCUUCUGUUGAAUACAAGACAUCAGGUAAAUUGCCAAAAGCAACCAAGACUCCAAACACUUUAAAAGCACAGCCAACUCUGCGCAGCGUUUAUUCGGGACAAAAUCAGCCUAUAGUUGCAGGCUAUCAGACCAGGCCACCCAUCCCUAUUAUCUGUCCCACGGAAUGUACCUGCAGCUUACAUAUCAAUGAUUUGGGAUUGACAGUACAGUGCAAAAAUAAAGCGAUCCAGAAUAUGUCUGAAUUAAUACCAAGGCCGCUGAACGCUAAGAAGUUGUAUUUAACUGAGAAUCUAAUUCAGAAAAUCUACAGAUCAGAUUUCUGGAAUUUCUCCAGUUUGGAUCUUUUGCAUUUGGGGAGCAACAGUGUGUCAUAUAUUCAAGAUGGUGCUUUCAUGAAUCUUCCAAAUUUAAAAACCUUGUACUUGAACAACAACGAAAUCGAACGUCUCACCCCCGGCAUGUUCAGAGGGCUGCACAGUUUAGAAUACCUAUAUUUUGAAUACAAUAUCAUAAGGGAAAUCCAACCAGCGUCUUUCAGCUUGAUGCCUAAUCUUCAGCUAUUGUUUCUCAACAAUAAUCUUCUCCGAACUCUACCCACGGACGCUUUCACGGGCACCUCUCUGGGUAGGCUGAACCUGAGAAAUAACUACUUUCUGUAUCUGCCGGUGAGUGGAGUGCUCGAGCAUUUGGACUCCAUUGUACAGAUCGAUCUGAACCAGAAUCCCUGGGAUUGCUCGUGCGAUUUGAUUGCUCUCAAGCAGUGGGUGGAAAAGAUCAGUACAGUUAAACUGAUUGGCAACGUGCUGUGCGAGACACCGGAGUUCUUAAGCGGGGUGGAUCUGAAGAUGGUCGACUACGAGGUGUUAUGCCCCGAACUGAAACAUGCCGCUGCCUCUCCGGCCGUGCCCGGCUUCGGGGGGAAUGGUAAUGUGAUUUCUACAACCACGGGGUUCGGCUUCUCCUCGCAAGGUGGCGCCAUUCCUCUUUCAGUCCUGAUCCUGAGCCUUCUGAUAAUUUUCAUUUCAGCUGUAUUUAUUGCCGCGGGUCUCUUCGCUUUCGUGCUUAGGAGGCGUAAGAAAUCGCCCUUCAGGAGACGGCAGGACGUCGACCUGACUGGUAUGCAAAUGCAGUGCAGAAUCUUCGAGGAGAGAGCUGCCAACUCACCCGAGAAAGCGGCCAGUCACGUUUACGACUACAUCCCCCACCCGGUCACUCAAAUGUGCAACAAUCCCAUCUAUAAACCACGUGAGGGUGAAAUGGAGGAGGAAUUCGCAGAGACUCAGGAAAAUAAUACUAAUUACAAAACUCUGGAGAAAGACAAGGAAUGGAAAACGUCACUGUCAAACAGCAACCUUAAUACCAUAGUUACGAUCAAUCAGACUAACGAUUUUGCAAAUUUUCCAGAAAAUGGGGUUAUAUAUCCCAGUGUGUUGGACAGAGAUAGAACAGCUCACACGGUUGGCUUUGUGGACUGCCUGUAUGGCACCGUGCCCAAGUUAAAAGAGCUGCAUGUCCACCCUCCUGGCAUACAAUAUCCUGACUUACAGCAAGAUGCCAGGUUUAAAGAAACGAUUCUUUUUGGCUCAUCUGGACGGGGAUAUCCUGAACAAACCCAGAGCGAAUACCUCGAGUUAAGGGCCAAACUUCAAACUAAGCCAGACUACCUCGAAGUACUAGAGAAGACAUCCUACCGAUUUUAGAUAUCAUACCAACAGAAACGAACCCCAAACUCAGCAUGUUUUAGAAGGUAAAGGGAAAUUAUCCGCCAUCCCCUCAUUAGGUUGCUUUGGACGAAAGGCCAUAUUCAAAUCAUACUCAAUGAAGUGCCUUUGCAGACUUUAGCCAGCAAUGAUAUGAAUCAUAUUUUUUUAUGGUAACGAGAACUGACUGCCGUCUGUAGUCAUAUAGAGGGCUGGUUAUCGACCGUCAUAUAAAUAACCCUAUUCAUUACUGGCAGCGACUUUGUUCACUUUAUUUGGCAGGAAGUGAUGGCUCUCUCUUGCUCUCUCCCUCUCUCACCCAAAUGAACGCCGAGAGCAUAAUCUGUGAAACAUUGACUGCAGUCUCGCUGCAUGUGUAAAGCUGCCGGGGUAUAACUCGCUCAAAUGACAAGAAGUUAACUUGGUAAUUAAAGUGACUGCAACGCUCUAUCGUUCAGUGUUAUUUAAUUUUUUUUAUAUUAUAUAUAAAUAUAUAUUAUAUUCAAGAGGGGAGUAUUAAAAAAAAACUCUACGACGCAUCUAUGGAUUUCAAUUUGUGAAUAUGACGCCAAGAUUUUAUUAUAAACAAUGCACUUUCUUAAAAAAAGCUCGUCAAUGUUGAUGCUUAUACCACUAACAGCUUUGUAAGAAGCACUUUUAAUGUUUUCUCUCUCUCUCAAACACACACAAAGAUUUCGAAGUGUGCAUAUUUAUUCUGUAAUUUCUGUGAACAAUCAUUGUAAAGGUAAUAAUGUUAACUCAAUGUAGUGACUGCGUCUGGUAAAGCUUUCAUAAUAAAAGGGUGAUAAACUAUGCAAUGACAUGUAAAGAUUGUAUGUGAAUAGAACGACAGCAGGCGAAGGAAACACAAGAUAUAAAUUUGCAAAAUGGAAAACCCCCGAUUCCAGAAUCAAAUCUAACAUGUCUUACAACAAGCUUCUCUCGUCUACCCACUAUAUUUAGAACUGUUUUGCCUUAAUAUAAUCUACCGUCACUUAAAUGACAUUAGCAGUUUCUGAGACUUAAAGCACAGUAGGCAAAAUAUUGCAAAGACGAUUGGACAUUAGCACGUUGGUAAUUCUACUCAGCCAUCUUUUGGAGAGUUUUAGUUUCUUUUUAAAUAUUUUGUUUUAUUCUCUAAAAAAAUGCAUCUAGUUUUGCAGCAAGUCCAGUCUGUGGGGACCAAAAUAGACUGCGCCAUCGUCACACCGGGCACAACACAAGGAAGCCAGUAACUAAAAGGAAGCUGGAUCUUAAUGUAAAUAACGUUAUCCUUGAUAAACUGCUUUGCUGGCGCUGUUUGGUUCCACACUCAGUCAACGGCGGCCAUGAUGUCAAGGGUGGUCACUUUCCCCUCACCUUUGGAAUGCAGCUGUUUGAUCCACAUCAAAGAUUUUAAUGAG
Molecule: messenger RNA, 6132 nt
Organism: Stegostoma tigrinum
Lineage: Eukaryota; Metazoa; Chordata; Chondrichthyes; Orectolobiformes; Stegostomatidae
Gene: slitrk3a
Product: SLIT and NTRK-like family, member 3a
Exons: 3
Coding region: 2105-4729 (874 amino acids)
Biological process (GO): positive regulation of synapse assembly; axonogenesis; regulation of presynapse assembly
Cellular component (GO): postsynaptic density membrane; GABA-ergic synapse
Molecular function (GO): protein binding
Source: RefSeq, a predicted model, not a curated record